Molecule: messenger RNA, 1504 nt
Organism: Polyodon spathula (Mississippi paddlefish)
Lineage: Eukaryota; Metazoa; Chordata; Actinopteri; Acipenseriformes; Polyodontidae
Product: ribosome biogenesis protein BRX1 homolog
Exons: 10
Coding region: 6-1043 (345 amino acids)
Biological process (GO): ribosomal large subunit assembly; rRNA processing
Cellular component (GO): nucleolus
Molecular function (GO): rRNA binding
Source: RefSeq, a predicted model, not a curated record
GUAAAAUGGGAGCGUUCAAGAGAAAGCGUGGAUCGGGCUCUGGUGCUGGAAAACAGGCGAAAAAAGUUAAAUUUGCCGAAAAUGGCACAGGGAAGCAGACGGCAAGACCUGGGCAGGAAUCUGAAAAGGAACACAACAUUCCAGCUCCGGUUUCUAGGGGUAAAUGGAAAAACAAAGAGCGGGUGCUUGUGUUUUCAUCUAGAGGUAUCAACUUCAGAACAAGACACUUGAUGCAGGACCUCCGGACAAUGAUGCCCCAUACUAAAGCAGAUACAAAAAUGGACCGAAAGGAUAAACUGUUUGUUGUUAAUGAGGUCUGUGAAAUAAAAAACUGCAACAAAUGCAUCUUUUUCGAAGCUAAAAAGAAGCAGGACCUUUACAUGUGGAUUUCCAAUGUUCCUCAUGGACCUUCAGCCAAGUUUUUGGUACAAAACAUUCACACCCUAGCUGAACUUAAAAUGACAGGAAACUGCUUGAAAGGAUCACGACCACUUCUCUCCUUCGACCCAACAUUUGAAAAGGAACCUCACUAUGCCCUGCUAAAGGAACUUUUCAUUCAGACAUUUUCUACUCCUCAGUACCACCCAAAGAGCCAGCCAUUUGUUGACCACAUUUUAACUUUCACAAUCACAGACAACAGGAUUUGGUUCAGGAAUUACCAGAUAAUCGAAGAAGAUGGGUCACUUGUGGAAAUAGGACCUCGUUUUGUUUUAAAUCUCAUCAAAAUUUUCCAGGGCAGCUUUGGAGGAGCAACGUUGUAUGAAAACCCACGCUACCAGUCCCCAAAUAUGCAUCGCCGAAUGAUUCGAUUGGCCACUGCUGCAAGGCUGAAGGAAAAACAGCAGGUUAAGGAGCUUCAGAAAAUGAAGAAGAGCGAACCGAAAGUAAAAGAGAAAGAAGACCCAACACAGGACGUCUUUGUGACACCUGCUGAAGAGAAGCAGUCAGACAUCCAGCUGGUCGCACCAGAGCCCAAACCUGUUAAGAAGAAGAAGAACAAAGAAUUCAAACGACAAAGAAAGUUAAAACAAAAAAGGUUAUAAACUUUUUCCAUGUGGCGUGAUGGGGACCCUUGAGAUGCAGAAGACAAGUCUGAAACUAAGGAAAGCCAAAGUGUGCCAAUGAAACACAAAACCACGGUUAUUUUUAUACAGUGCAUGUACUUCAGCAUCAUUGUAGAUGUGUGUUCAUGUAGAAUAUUUCUGAUAACCAAUUUAUCCUCUUUGCCUGUUGUGGCAUUAGAGAUACAAAGUUAAGAGGGAGGGGGUGACCUGGUGUGUGUGUGGUUUUUUUUUUUUUUUUUUUUUUUUGGGUGUGUGUAUAACUGUUAAAGAAGACAUGUUUCUGAGAAUUUUUUUAUCAGAACAUUACCUUAAAAUAGGAAGAGAUCAAAAUGAUUUUACUUUGUUUUGUUUUUUGUUUUUUUUAAACACAUGUAUGGUAGACUACACCAGUGUUGAAGCAGAUUUAUAUGAACUGUUAAUUAAAAUAAUUAAAAAAAUAA